This is a messenger RNA of Dentiscutata heterogama, 251 nucleotides long. The record is from the annotation of a GenBank genome assembly. NCBI's taxonomy places the organism in Eukaryota, Fungi, Glomeromycota, Glomeromycetes, Diversisporales, Gigasporaceae.
GGUAUUCAAAUCCAUAUAAACUUCAAAUAAAUGGUUUGGACCUAUCGCUAGAAAAUAGAUCUAAAGUUAUCCCUCAUUUUUACCUCAAAAAUAUUACCGUGAUCUCAUCUUGUAACAUGACUAUCGCAGAAAAAAAUAGCCUUGAUAUUGAAAGAAUUAAAAAAUGGUUUUUUAAUUAUAAUCCACUUGAUUUACUAUCAGUUCCACCUAGCAAGAAACUGCCAUCAGUUCUAUCUAGCAAGAAACAAUUA